AUGCCCUCCGACUCCUUUUCGAGUUUCGUGCAAGAACUAGUAACUACACACUCUUGCUUGCCCCCCGACGAACCUGCGUGGCCUUCGCUGAUUCGAGAGGCUUCCGGCGGGACAAGUGCGAUUUCAGUUUUGGCCUGCUCUUGUGUACCUAUCGCUUCGUCUUCAGUGCCUUCAAUACCGCACUGGGUAUCUGCAUUGUCUUCGGAUACGAGACAAAUGGACCUCGACAAGACCGGCUGCCCCGCCUCGCAAGCCGCAUUUCGAAGAGGGCUAGGGUGGACGGAUGUGCAACGGAACGGCAAAGCUUGGGCAAUGACUGUCGACGAGGAAGAGUACGAGUAG
Molecule: messenger RNA, 342 nt
Organism: Mycena indigotica
Lineage: Eukaryota; Fungi; Basidiomycota; Agaricomycetes; Agaricales; Mycenaceae
Exons: 2
Coding region: 1-342 (113 amino acids)
Source: RefSeq, a predicted model, not a curated record